Molecule: messenger RNA, 951 nt
Organism: Cavia porcellus (domestic guinea pig)
Lineage: Eukaryota; Metazoa; Chordata; Mammalia; Rodentia; Caviidae
Product: olfactory receptor 14I1-like
Exons: 1
Coding region: 1-951 (316 amino acids)
Biological process (GO): G protein-coupled receptor signaling pathway
Cellular component (GO): membrane
Molecular function (GO): odorant binding; olfactory receptor activity; G protein-coupled receptor activity
Source: RefSeq, a predicted model, not a curated record
AUGGACAACCUCACUAUCUUCACAGAAUUCCUCCUCAUGGGUGUCACAGGCUCCCUGGAGCUCCAGCUUCUGCAAGGUGUGCUGUUCUUACUGACUUACUUAGGAGCACUGACGGGGAAUCUCAUAACUGUCACUCUUAUCGUGACAGACACACGUCUGCACUCUCCCAUGUACUUUUUCAUAAGCAACGUGGCCCUCAUAGACCUUGGCAGUAUCUCAGCUGUUGUUCCCAAAGCCUUGGUGAAUUCCAUGACAGGCAGUAAUGCGAUCUCCCUGACAGAGUGUGCUGCACAGGUUUUUCUGAAUAUCCUUUUUGGAGCAGUGGAGAUUGCAUUCCUGGUGGUCAUGUCCUAUGACCGCUAUGUGGCCAUCUGCCACCCUCUCCACUACAGGGUCAUCAUCACCCCGAGUCUGUGUUCCCAGGCCAUAGCUGGCUCAUGGGCCUCUGGUUUGGUCUACUCUGCGAUCCACACAGUAACUCUGUUUAGGCUUCCCUUCACCAAGACCAAUGUGAUCCACCAAUAUUUCUGUGAUAUUCCCCAAAUUUGGAGUAUAUCAUCCUCAGAUGUCCAGUUUUCUGAAUUUGUGAUCAUCAUUGCAUGUGUUUGCCUUGUCUUAUCAUGUAAUGCCUUUAUAAUUAUUUCAUACAUUAAUAUAUUUUCAACUGUGCUUAAGAUCCGUUCAGUGGAAGCCCGUAACAAAGCCAUAUCUACCUGCACUCCUCAGCUGUCCAUUCUCCUGAUGUUUUUCAUUUCUGUAGCAGUGGCUGUCUUGGGUCCUAUUGCACAGAAACCAUCCCUGAAGAACCUGCUGACUGCCAUGUUCUACACCAUGGUGCCCCCAUUCCUAAACCCCAUCAUCUACUGUCUGCGCAACAGGGCAAUUAAUGCUGCUCUGCAAAGAGUGCUCAAUAGAUAUUCUAAACUCCCAGUCAAGGGUUUGCUUGCAUAA